This is a messenger RNA of Raphanus sativus (radish), 849 nucleotides long. RefSeq names its product early nodulin-like protein 11. The transcript has 2 exons. NCBI's taxonomy places the organism in Eukaryota, Viridiplantae, Streptophyta, Magnoliopsida, Brassicales, Brassicaceae. The record is from RefSeq and is a predicted model, not a curated record. Gene Ontology annotation, cellular component: plasma membrane. Gene Ontology annotation, molecular function: electron transfer activity. Bases 40 to 681 code for a protein of 213 amino acids.
UUUCAUCAUCCGAAGAAAAAAAUAUUUAAAGAAGAAGAAAUGGCGCCUUUGAAUCCUGUUUUGCCUCUAGUAUUCCUCUUAUUGACGACGUUCUACCACCUUGGCGAGGGCCGUGAGGCUCACACAUUUCUUGUGGGAGGAUCAGCUAACGGAUGGAAGGUUCCAGAAUCAUCUGACAACAAGACUCUCACCCAUUGGGCUGAGACCCAAAGAUUCCUAGUAGGAGACAGUCUCGAGUUUGACUUCGAUAUGACGAAAGAUUCGGUGUUCCAAGUGACAAAAGAAAACUACGAAAAGUGCAUUACAGAAAAUCCAUCGAAAAACUAUACACACAAUAAAGUCAUCCUGAAACUUGAUGUCUCAGGUCCACACUACUUCAUCAGUGGAACUCCUGGUAAUUGCGCUAAAGGUGAGAAACUGAUCGUCGUGGUUGCGUCAACUGGACACCCGCCCGCACCACCCUCGCCCAAGCCCGUACCACCCACGCCCAAGCCCGUACCAGCUACUGCUCCACCAACUCCUUCAAAGCCUUCUACUUCCCCAACACCAGCUACUGCUCCACCAACUCCUUCGAAACCUUCUACUUCCCCAGCACCAGCUCCAAACGCUGCCGCUGGGUUGGUUGCUGGAAGUGGCAUCUUCUGGGCCUUUGUUGCUGUCAUUGGAUUCGCUUGGGCUUAAGCCUCUUUAUUAAAAGAUGAAAUAUUUGUUAUGGAACCAAAUCAACUAUGUUCUAGAAAAUAAUGAAUUAUCUGAGUUUAUGUCAUAUUUGACAUUUACUAAUAAUUAAUUUACAACAUUUUUUGUUCUUGUCAACAAAUUUAAUUUUAAUACAUACUGUAUCAGUUA